Messenger RNA from Bathycoccus prasinos, 321 nucleotides. RefSeq lists its product with no specific name. The record is from RefSeq and is a predicted model, not a curated record. Gene Ontology annotation, cellular component: nascent polypeptide-associated complex; cytosol. Lineage: Eukaryota; Viridiplantae; Chlorophyta; Mamiellophyceae; Mamiellales; Bathycoccaceae. The coding region runs from base 1 to 321 and encodes 106 amino acids. The transcript has 2 exons.
AUGGACGUAAACAGAUUGCAAAAGCUUGCCGGCGCUGUGCGCACGGGCGGAAAAGGAUCAGUUCGAAGAAAAAAAAAGGUUGCCCAUAAAACAACCUCAACAGAUGAUAAGCGACUUCAGAGCGUCUUAAAAAGACUCGGCGUUACGACUGUGCCCGGAAUCGAUGAAGUUAACAUAUUCUGUAACGAUACCGUCACCCAUUUCACAAGUCCUAAAGGUAAUAUUUCACCUUGUAAUUCUACGCUCCAGAAACUUAAGCUAUGUAGUUCAAGCUGCAACACCAGCAAAUACUUAUGUAAUCAGUGGACAAUCCCAAACUAA